AUCCUUGAAAUACUCCUUUUUGACAUUUAGUAAUCUGUUUCGGUUUUGAUGUCCUUAAGUUCAUGGGUUGGUUCAAUGUUGGAUUUGAAUUUUACCCUUCAAGAGUUGCUUAUGUGAACCUUUUGACUGUUUGCAUUGCAGGACUAUAACAACAAAAUGGCGCAAUUACGAGCAGGAAAGAGUAGCAAGAGCAAACUUACAAUUGUAAAGUUCAAGACUCCGGAGUCAGUGGAUGGAUGGGAAGUUCAUCAGGGGACUUACUUCAGGAUGUGGUUGCUUCUAAGUAUGAUGGAGGAAUGGAUGCCAAGUUCGAAUUCACUUUCACCGGAGAUGCUGUUUUCUCCGGAUAUGUUUUCACCAGAGGAAGGUAUUGAACUGUCAAAAAAGCUUUCACUUCCUUUGGGUCGGACCCUUGACUGGUAUGCCAUAUUUGCAUUCUCAAAUGGAUCUACUAACUAAAAGCAGCUUUCCAAAAUGAAAUUCAUGGUAUUUUUCUUAUUAUUAAUUACAAGAUUUGGGUAAUAAAAUUCAUGGUAUCCUUCUUAUUAUUAAUUACUUGGAAUUUGAACACAAAAUGAAUUCGUGUGAUAGAAAAUCAUUGGCAACAGAAAUUACCUGAUGAAUUUGCCGUGCAUCUACGACAUUCUAGCAACAUUUCAUGAAUUUGAGAAGCAAGCUGUGCAAGUUCAGUUGCAUUCUGUUUACUUAAUUUUUUAUGUUUUUUCUUUUGCUGUUUGGAUUUAGGACGUAAAAUAUUUUUCUUUUGCAAUAUUUGUAGGUGGAUGAUGCUA
Messenger RNA from Malus domestica (apple), 791 nucleotides. Its product is annotated as protein HIGH CHLOROPHYLL FLUORESCENCE PHENOTYPE 173, chloroplastic-like. NCBI's taxonomy places the organism in Eukaryota, Viridiplantae, Streptophyta, Magnoliopsida, Rosales, Rosaceae. The record is from RefSeq and is a predicted model, not a curated record.